AUGUACAAGUUGAACAAUAAACCUCAAGGACAGAAGCAUACAAUUAAUAGGCCUGAAACUAAAAGGCUCGAGGCGAUGAAAAUCAAACAGGUAAAUCUUGCUGAUGACCAGGAGUUGGAGAAGACGAUAGCUGAAAGCGGACCUCUUGAUAUCAUGGGGCCCACGCCGGAACACCUUCUUCAACCAAGGGGGACUCCACUAGCGACUAAAGUUAAGAUACGAUGCUCUUCAUGCCACGAGGAGCUCUUGUCGCCUGUGACAGACAUAAAGCUGAUAAAGGUCCUUUCGAAACAAUAUGCCAGUGAUAUCCUUCCCACAUUGACGGCAUCUUACACUAGCCAAAGUCCUACAUCAGAAUCAGAUACUGAUAUUCCAUGCUCCCUCAGCAUCGUCAACAAUCUUCCAUCCAGCAUAAACGUCGUUAUAUCUAUUUACGGUCGAAUACCUGCAUCAUUAACGAACGACCAUGUCGCCAUGUCCCUACCCAUCUCGAGCGUGAGUAUCGGCGGCAAACGAGAGAAGGCAGAAAUAAUCCAAACGAUCCCCACGGUGCUUCUUGGGUCAAACACCAAAGCUUCGCAGGCAGAACAGGUGAUGCGUUCUGGAAAGACAGCACAAGAAACAGGCGAAACAGUCGAUCAAGGCUCCAAUUGGGCCACGAUUCCUUUCACACUAUCGUUUGAAGAAGGACAAACGCCACCAAAAGCACCCAUUCAAGUUCCUUUCCAUGUUGAAGUCGAAACAAGACUUCCAGACGCCUGGAAACUGUUAUCAUCGAAACGUGGUUUACGAUACAAGUUCUGGGCCGUUAGCCAGAUCCAAAGCUAA
Candidozyma haemuli is the source of this 828-nucleotide messenger RNA. RefSeq lists its product as uncharacterized. The coding region runs from base 1 to 828 and encodes 275 amino acids. NCBI's taxonomy places the organism in Eukaryota, Fungi, Ascomycota, Pichiomycetes, Serinales, Metschnikowiaceae. The record is from RefSeq and is a predicted model, not a curated record. The transcript has a single exon.